AUGGGUAAGAAUCAGCACAGCAAGGACAUGCUCCACCUGCGGCCUACAGAGUGGGCGCAGGAUGGAAGGGGCUUCAAGGCAACAAGAUGGACUCCAUUUUCAAAACUACCUCUUAACUGCUGCUCUUUGUCCUUGCAGCCGUUCGACAAACCGGUCGCAACACGGGACGGGUCGGUCUUUGAGAUCACCUACAUCCUGAAGUACAUUAAGCGGUUUGGCAAGCAUCCAGUGCAUGGUGGCAAGCUAGAAGUGAAAGAGCUCAUACCACUGCACUUUCACAAGAAUGCACAGGGCAAUCUCCACUGCCCGGUUACCUUCAAGGUGUUGGGCAACAACACUCCGGUUUGUGCGAACGUCAAGUCCGGGCAUGUCUACUGCUUGGAAGCGGUGCUGGAGCUCAACAAGAAGAACAAGAACUGGAAGGAUCUGAUGACCGGGCAGCCCUUCGCGUGGACGGACAUCAUAAUGCUUCAAGAUCCCGACAAGAUCGAGGGACGCGAAGUGUCCAAGUUCUACUUCAUUGUGAUGGGACAGCAGGACGAAGUGGUCCGUGAGAUCACCAACCCUGAGAGCAAAGCAUCUUUGCAAACGGAUGACAAGAUCCGUCCAAAUGCCGCAGUCGCGCGCAUCUUCGAGGAGAAGGAACGCCUAGCCGAAAAGAAGGCGCAGGAGGAAGCCGCAAAGGAGGCAGCCGAUCCCGAAGCAGCAGCUGCUGCAAAAGCCGCAGCUGCCGAGGCUAAAGCUAAAGCACAGGAGUUGGAAGAGGCUCGGCAGAAAAGGAAGACGAACGAGCAUCCACCCCAACAUGUCUGGGGCAAUUUCAAGGGGUACUACGACAUCCGGAAUCCCGGUGGGGAAGAUCCUCGCCUUCCGUGGCUCUGCCGGACCAUUGAUUGGAGAGGCAAGCAGGUGCUAGAUCUGGGCUGCAACGCUGGUCAGAUAACGCGAGCUGUUGCAGCAGAAGGUGCGAAACUUGCCCUGGGUGUUGAUAUCGAUGCCUCACUGAUUGGGGAAGCGAGGCGUGCGACGUCGAAGACGCGGGCGGCCGGGAGGGUGCGAUUUCGCUGUCGAGAUCUUCUUCGUUUGAAGUUGCGGCGCAAGUAUGAUGUUGUAUUGCUGCUGAGCACUUCCAAGUGGGUGCACCUGCAGCAUGGAGAUGAGGGCCUGAAGCAACUCUUCCGGCGCUGCAAGCGAUGGCUCUGUCCAGGAGGUGUCCUGGUCCUCGAGCCACAGCCAUGGAAAGCCUACAAGAAGGUGGCUGAUGCGCACGCGGACGUCGAGAAGAUCUGGGGUGAGAUUCAGCUGAAACCAGGCAGCUUCGUCGACUUUUUGACGCAGGUCUUGGGAUUUGACCGGGCCUACCGGUGGGCCUUCGUCGACCACAUGCAGGAGUCCUUCCAAAGGAUGUUGUACUUCUUUUGGAAGCCGGGAAGAUGUGCAAGAGGCAGAGCGUGCAGGCGCGGGCGCAGGCUGAGUAGGUCGAGGCCGAGCAGGCGCCUGGCAGCAUGCGCGGGAAGCAGUGUGACCAGAUCUCAACGGCUGGUGACAAAAGGCUACACAUCCAAUGAAGCCGCAGCUUCCUUCACCUCCACUGCCGCACCUUUGAAGUCGAAGAAUGAGCUGCGCAAGCUCACAGAAGAAGAAGAGUUGCAGGACAUCUACGAUCAGGUUCGCAAGAAGAAGCAAAAGGGCUACGUCCGAAUGGUCACCUCCCACGGUUGUCUCAACUUGGAGUUGCACUGUGACAUUGCCCCGCGGACCUCGGACAACUUCUUACGCCUCUGCGAGAAGAGCUACUACGACAACACAAUUUUCCACCGACUGAUCCGGAAUUUCAUGCUGCAGGGAGGCGAUCCCACUGGCACCGGACGCGGUGGUGAGAGUGCAUUCGAAGGCGGCAAGGGCUUCAAAGACGAGUUCGACUCUCGACUGGUUCACCAGGGACCCGGAGUUCUCAGCAUGGCCAACAACGGCAAGAACACGAACAGGAGUCAAUUCUUCGUCUCGCUCAAGUCCUGCGAACACCUGAACAACAAGCAUUCGGUGUUUGGCCGAGUGGUGGGAGGUCUGAAGCUCUUGGAGGUCUUCAACAACUGGGAGACGGAUCCAAAAGACAAGCCGGUGAAAGAGAUCCAGCUCGUUCGGAUGGAGGUCUUCAAGAAUCCCUUCAAGGAAACAGUCGAGGCGAUGAACAAGCCAAAAGUUGAAAAGGUGGUUGAUCCUGUGGCCACCUGGUUUAGCAAUCGGAAAGAUCCAAUGCAAGGUCACAAGAACCGCCACUCCACAGAGGUGGGCAAGUACCUGGAGGAGGAGCUCCUACCGGGCGAAAAGCGGAAGAAGGAGAUGCCAUCGGAAGAGUUGGAAUACGCGAACAUUGCACAGAAGUCCAAGAAGGCCCGCACGGAUUUCGACUUCUCCUUGUGUUUUCAGCCCCUCUGUCCCUUCUUUCGCAAAGUGGGCACCAUGGGCUCAACGACUUCCGCCGAGUCAAGAGGGCAGUAUUCAAAGAUGAACAGGCAGACGACUUCGACUUCGAGUGUCGUUUGGCAGCCUCUGGACGCAAAGAAGAGCAUGGCGCAAUUGGAGGGCAGCAUGUCGCUCCACGCCUUGCUUUUGUGGGUUGGCAUGCCGGUCUGCCUGGCAGUGCAGAACUUGAUCCCACCACUGCGACCAACUUGCGUAAGUGGCUUCAGCAACUGGUCAUUCUUGCUGCUGCUGUUGGUGGAGGCUCAUCAUGUCUACCAAGAGAGGAAAGCUUGGACAGCUGUCCGCGAUCUGAUUACCCCGCCGGAGCUGUCGGUAAUGAGGCAGCUUGGAAUUCUACGGAUGCGACUGCGUCAUGUCAUCUUAGGUAUCUUGGAGGAUGUCGACCUGUACAUGGACUUUGCUUUUCCCUUCGUCGCACUCGCCUGCGACCGGGAUGACCCGAGCAAUCCAAUGACCGAGCAUUGGGCCGAAGCCUGGAGACAGGUGCCCAUCCUAGGCCACUUCUUAGCGAAGAUUGUGCUUCGGGUCAGGCUUUCAGCCUCUCAAGACAGGUACCAAGCCUGCGGCAAAUUUAGAGCUUGUGUUAGCAUCAUGUUUGCCAAAUUGUCUCUGCUGCUGGCAUUAAGAGCGGCUUCAGCGCAGGACGAGAGCGUCUUUGUGUACUUUGGUUCCGGAUGCUUUUGGCACGUCCAGCACGCAUUCAUUGAGGCGGAAGCCAACAUUUUGGGCCGCAACGCCUCAACCUACACGUCAUUAACAGGCUAUGCCGGCGGCAACAGCGUGAAUGCAGAUGGCAAAGCCUGCUACAAUGACUAUGCGCAGCUGGGCCACACAGAGGUUGUUGGCCUUUCUAUACCCUUGAGCACGCUGCCCGAUUUCGGAGCAGUCUUCUGGUCUCUCUUCGUGGGGAAAGACCGCGUGGAUGUGAUGGACAUAGGUGCUGAUUACCGUGCUGCCAUUGGUGUGCCUGGUGGCAUCAGCUCCUCGCUGCUCCAGACGGUGAACGCGAGCCAAGCGAGUCGCGCUCAGCGCGAUGGCUGGUGGUUCGAACUCAGGGCAGGCAAUGGCGACGAUCCUGACACCUUGGGCAAGGCUCUCGUGUGGGUCUAUGAUACCGCCCUGUAUCCAUUCUACCAGGCUGAAGUGUACCAUCAAUUUCACGACGACUUCCUCCCUGGUGGCAAUUACCCACAGGAAUACAACGAUCUCGUUCACGAUCUCCGCGAUGAUGGCCGCCUGACUUCGACCGGCUGCCCUCGAGAUCAGGCCUCAGCUGUGUCUGCCGCCCACCCGGUGGUGCUGUCCAUCGUCUUGCUGUUCGCCGUGUACAGACACACACAAUGA
Symbiodinium necroappetens is the source of this 3831-nucleotide messenger RNA. The record is from the annotation of a GenBank genome assembly. Lineage: Eukaryota; Dinophyceae; Suessiales; Symbiodiniaceae.